AUGGACUCGAUCUCGGAAGGAUUCGAGGACUCGCUCGUGAUUGAGAGUAGCGCGUCUGAACUGAGUCGGGUGUCACUCGAAGACGGUCUCAACAAAGAUCUCGCAUACAAAUACCGCAACAACAACAAUAACAACAACAACAACAACAGCAGCAACUAUAAGGCGACUAGAAACAAACCUGUCGAGUCGCUAAUGGAUCGGUUCCUCUCCUCGUCAGACGAGAGUGAUAGUUUCACGUCCGGCGAGCGAUACGCCUCUGCUGCGGCAGACAUUUCGUCUUUGCUCGGGAGUGAUAAUAGCAUUAGCGCGGCAGCAGAGGAACUUGAUGCCGCGCUGAAUGAUGCCUCUGAAAUGAGCAUCGAAAUCGGUCGUGGGUUCCAGGAAUCCGUGAGUUCUCCACAGGAUCGACGACCGCUGGGUUCAGCGCGACGAGUGGUCUCGGCUACUACCCCACUAUCCUCAUCCAAGACCAGAAAAUCUACAGCACCCCUAGGCGAGCGGCCAGUAUCAGAGCUCAAUCGCCCACGGAGUCCAGCACAAAGCCGCUUCGCGUCCUCGGCAAAGAAAUCACAACAGCAGCAACCACAGCCACGCCGCUCGAUGUCGCUCGCUACCGCGACAGAAGAAGUUCCGAAAUCAUUCAAAUCGACGCAGGAUCUUUUAAUGCAGCUGGGUUUAAGAGAAGACAGUCCGCGACGAAAAUCAACUAGUCGCAGCAAAAACCCGCCGCUUUCCUCUUCCGCGGGGUUUGGAAACGGAGCGACGGCGAAAAGUCGUAGUGUUUCCAUGCCGGGGUCUAUUAAGCAAUUUACCGCCGAUGACGACGAGACGGCGAAUGUUUUGCUGCCGGAUCUCACGGGGAUCACGUCGCUGAUCUCGGACGCGACGACCGAGGUGCGUAAGGAUACGCAUCGCAAGAUAGGCUCGGUUCCGAUUAGUGAUGAUGAUCAAGCAAUCCUCAACGCACUGAGAACGAUGCAAGACCGCAUCCAGCAACUCGAGACCAAGAACGCGACCUACAAGACCGCCGUGGCAACUCUAGACUCCGACCUGCGACGCACGAAAUCCGACUACGAGACCGCGCAAUCGCGCGUCGCAACUCUCGAGCGCGAACUCGAGCGCCAGCGACGCGAGGUAGCAGGAGGCAUCAGUCCCGCCGGACGCGAGAAGAUCCAGCGCGCGCUGGAGCGCGAGCGGCAGGAGUGGAUGCAGAAGCAGACGCAGCUUAAAGACCGGGUGGAGGAGCUCGAGCGGGAGAUUUCGUUUCAAAAUAUCCGGUGUCAGAGAUUAGAAGAGGAGCGCGACGAGGCGGUGAAGUCGUUGACGAAGGAGGUUGAGCGGAACGGGCGGUUGAAGCAGAUGAAUACGGAGCUCAGAGAGCAGUUGAAGGUGAAGAAGAGUAAAGAUCAGAAGAGCGGCAAGGCUGCGAAGACGACGGUUGUGGCGUCGGAGGACUCGUGGUCGACCGAGGAGUCGGAUGUGGUUGAGCCUGGAAAGCGCGCGACGAGAAAGAAGGUGCGUCGGCCGAGUACGAAGCGGCAGCCAGCGCGAGUAGUUGUGAAAUCCGACACCGAGAGCUUUGCAGAUUACGACGAUGAAGAAUCGGUGUCAGACACAGACUCCAUUGACGAAGACGUGGACGAGUACGACGACGACCUAGCAUCUGAAACCGAACAAGUUCCAGCUCGUCGCUCAAAACGCGCAAGCCACCGCCCAGCAGCAGCAGCAGCAGCGCAGCGUCAUCGUCACCGACCGGCGCGAGAGAAAGCUGAAAGGAUACCCCGCCCGACGGCGGAGAUGAAGAAAGUGAUGGACACGCUGAACGCGCACAAUCCGACGAGCUGCACCGUCUGCACGCGGCAUCGCGUCCGUCUCAACCACGGCACUGCUGGCGCAUACAUGCCCGCGAGACCCUCCGCGUUCGACUCGCGACCUAGCGCGCCGGUCCCUGACACAGCUGCUCGCGCAGACAACAGCGGCGCCGACGGGCAAUGGCAGGAAGAACACACGAUGCGGCCGUCAAUGCCGGCCGACGAAGCCGCCGCGCGCGUGCUAAGCCAGCUCGAGGACGAAUUCCGCCACCUCAAGAUCCGGUACCAGACCGAAGUGAGCGAGUACGAGCGACUCGACGCGGCGGUCGGCAAGCGGCGGCGGAAGGCGGUGGUCGCGCGGUUAAGGGCUACGGUCGAUGCGCUUGAGAAUAAGGCUGAUCAGAUUUAUGCGAUGUAUGACGUGCUGGAGGCGAAUAUGGCCACGGACGCGUAUCGGAUGGGGAAGUUUGGAGGAGGGGGAGGGGGUGUGAGCGCGGGAGGGGUGCAGAGCGAGGGGAUAUGGAGCUCUGCUUUGCCUAGGAGGGUGUAG
Molecule: messenger RNA, 2361 nt
Organism: Myxozyma melibiosi
Lineage: Eukaryota; Fungi; Ascomycota; Lipomycetes; Lipomycetales; Lipomycetaceae
Product: centrosome microtubule-binding domain of Cep57-domain-containing protein
Exons: 3
Coding region: 1-2361 (786 amino acids)
Molecular function (GO): microtubule binding
Source: RefSeq, a predicted model, not a curated record